This is a messenger RNA of Brenthis ino (lesser marbled fritillary), 1485 nucleotides long. The record is from the annotation of a GenBank genome assembly. Lineage: Eukaryota; Metazoa; Arthropoda; Insecta; Lepidoptera; Nymphalidae.
AUGGCUCCCGUAGAGCAAGAUGUGGAAAUGAAAAAUGUGGACAGCCCAACUGCAGCCAGCGACGUAGAAACUAAUGAAGUAAAGAAAGAUGCCGAUGUUCUAGCUGUUCAAGAUUUGAGGGAACAUGUUAGACAAAUUGAUAAAGCUGUAUCAUCGAAGGAACCAAGGUUUGCUAUGCGCGUUCUUAGAUCUAUACCGAAUACAAGAAGGAAACUAAACGGAAAUGUACUUCGUGCUAUUAUUAAUCAGCUCUAUCCCGCAAGUCCAGACAAAGAAGCCGUGAUCGCUUUCGUUGAGAAUCCACUGCCUGGUGCAGUUGAAAUAGAAGCUCCACGCUCUAGAAGUGCUCCGAAAACUCCUGCACCCGAAGUAGAUGCUUAUAUACAUCUGUUGGUAUUACUUCGUUUGUUGGAUACAAAUAAACUUGAAGAAGCUGUAGAAUGUUCACAACAACUAAUGAACAAAGUAACAGCUCAAAACCGCAGAACUUUGGAUUUAAUUGCUGCCAAGUGUUAUUUCUACCAUUCACGAGUUUUUGAGCUUACCAAUAAGUUAGACCUCAUUAGAGGUUUGUUGCAUGCUCGUUUGCGAACAUCAACCUUAAGAAAUGAUUAUGAAGGUCAAGCAGUUUUGAUAAAUUGCCUUUUGCGUAAUUAUCUACAUUAUGCUCUGUAUGACCAAGCUGACAAAUUGGUUAGUAAAUCAGUGUUCCCAGAAAAUGCUAGUAACAAUGAGUGGGCAAGGUUUUUGUACUACCUUGGUAGAAUUAAAGCUGCCAGAUUAGAGUACAGUGAUGCACAUAAGCAUUUAGUUCAAGCUUUACGUAAAGCGCCUCAAACGGCUGCUGUUGGAUUUAGGCAAACUGUGCAAAAACUGGCUAUUGUUGUAGAGUUACUGUUGGGUGACAUACCAGAGCGAGCAAUAUUCCGCCAAGCACCUCUUAGGAAAGCUCUAGCUCCUUACUUCCAGCUCACACAGGCAGUGAGACUUGGUAAUCUACAAAGAUUUGGAGAGGUUUUGGAAAACUUUGGGCCUCAGUUCCGCAGUGAUCAUACUUUUACAUUGAUUCUACGCCUCAGACAAAAUGUCAUUAAAACUGCAAUCAGGUCAAUUGGAUUGUCAUAUUCUCGAAUUUCUCCCAAAGAUAUUGCUAGAAAACUAGGCUUAGACUCGGCUGAAGAUGCAGAGUUCAUUGUUGCCAAAGCCAUCCGAGAUGGAGUUAUUGAAGCUACACUUGACCCAGAAAAGGGUUACAUGAGUAACAAGGAAAGCUCCGAUAUCUAUUGUACAAGGGAGCCACAAUUAGCUUUCCAUCAGCGUAUAUCUUUCUGUCUUGAAUUGCACAAUCAGAGUGUGAAAGCUAUGAGAUAUCCCCCCAAAUCAUAUGGCAAGGAGUUGGAGAGUGCAGAAGAAAGAAGAGAAAGAGAACAACAAGAUUUGGAACUUGCUAAAGAAAUGGCUGAAGAAGAUGAUGAUGGUUUCCCU